Wallemia mellicola CBS 633.66 is the source of this 483-nucleotide messenger RNA. RefSeq lists its product as hypothetical. The record is from RefSeq and is a predicted model, not a curated record. Bases 20 to 433 code for a protein of 137 amino acids. NCBI's taxonomy places the organism in Eukaryota, Fungi, Basidiomycota, Wallemiomycetes, Wallemiales, Wallemiaceae. The transcript has a single exon.
AAACAAUCAAGAUAAAAAAAUGCAGACACCAGGAAUAAGAAUAGAUGGAAAUGAUCCUGUGAACACAUUCCAGCCAGCUGAAUUGGACGCACUCAACCCAGAGACAUUUCAAGCGCCUGUUGGUGAAUACCCUAUCAUCAAGAUAGAGUACUGCGAUAGGUGUAGAUGGCAGCCUCGAGCACAGUGGUUGACGACUGAGUUAUUGUUGACGUUCCCACCACCAACAGUACAAUCCGUCAGUCUCGUCCCACGUAAUUUAGAAUCUACGGCUGGUAGAUUCAGAGUUUGGUUGUUUGAUAGCGACAACAACCCACCAAAGCUACUCUGGGAUAGGAAGAUCAAGGGUGGAUUCCCAGAAGCUAAGGAGCUGAAACAGAUCGUUAGGGACAGCAUAGCCCCUGGAAUGUCGCUUGGACACUCAGAUAAGAAGUGAAUAAUUGUAUAAUUGUAUUCAAAAGGAAUUUAUGACUAUUUUAUGACUAC